Molecule: messenger RNA, 950 nt
Organism: Solanum dulcamara
Lineage: Eukaryota; Viridiplantae; Streptophyta; Magnoliopsida; Solanales; Solanaceae
Product: mediator of RNA polymerase II transcription subunit 28-like
Exons: 4
Coding region: 324-743 (139 amino acids)
Biological process (GO): regulation of DNA-templated transcription
Cellular component (GO): mediator complex
Source: RefSeq, a predicted model, not a curated record
UUCCCACCUCAACUAGGGACAAAUGUAGUCGCUUACUCUCAGACAAAGGGGACUAAAAUGACUUGUUCCCUUAUAUUUCUUUUGCAUUUCAAACAAGACAAGGGGAAUGAUGUUGCUUAUGAUUACUUCAAAAGGGCUUUCAAUUUUGGGCACAUAAAGGGGUAAUUUUGGGUCCGACCCAUCAAAUAUAUAAACCACAGUUCAAAUUCCUCUCUUCACUUUUGCUGAUUCCAGUCCUGCAAAAUUGCACGCCAUAGCUCAAAGGGCCUUAGCCUCUCCAAUUGGCCUUUCAAGUGUUGCAAUUCUGCAUUUGUUUGAGAUACAUGGCUGACAGACAUUCGGUUGAUCAACAGCAAAAUACUGAAGCACAGAUAAAUUCUCCUGCUUCAAGGGAUGACAUGACUGCCUAUGUGAUUGCAUUAGAAGCUGCUUUACUUCCCUGUUUGCCGGCACGUGAACUCCAGGCAAUAGACCGUUCAGCUCAUCCAUAUCAUCAGAUCGAUGUUGAGAGACAUGCCAGAGAUUUCAUGGAAGCUGCAAAAAAGCUUCAACUUAAUUUGAUUGGGUUGCAACGUGAAGAUCUUCUCACAAGGCCAGAGAUGCUUCGGAAGAUAGAGAAGAUGGAAGAAGAGUUGGAAACAAAAACUGAGCUCAUAGCUAAACAAGAGAGAUUGAUCCAAGGAUGGAGAAAGAACUUAAAGGACCAACUAGAUAAACACAUCAUGGAGUUAGAAAGGGUGUAAACCACUACAUGAAUGUAGACCAAUAGAUAACUUUUUUUUUGAACUAUUUGUGAUUCAGUUUGAAUACUUAAGUUGGGAUGACAAGUCCUUUUACCUAGUUUUAGGUUCCACUUAUGCCUUGUUGUUUUUGAUUGCUCUAGGUAAGACAAGAAAACUCUGUGUAACGAAUUUUGUAAUUUAACCUAUCAUAGCAUAUUAGUUAUUAAA